Molecule: messenger RNA, 3248 nt
Organism: Ooceraea biroi (clonal raider ant)
Lineage: Eukaryota; Metazoa; Arthropoda; Insecta; Hymenoptera; Formicidae
Biological process (GO): G protein-coupled receptor signaling pathway
Cellular component (GO): membrane
Molecular function (GO): G protein-coupled receptor activity
Source: RefSeq, a predicted model, not a curated record
CACUCGUUUCACGGUAAGUGGAGAAAGAGUAACUGUGACGAGCAGGCUUGCGAUUGGUCCGUCGUUUCGAUACAUCGAUAAUCGUGUUAACUCGCUUUUCGAUGGAAUUCAACUUGCGGAAUUCGUCAAAACCUAAACGAGAGGCUUCCAUUGGAAUGUCGAACCGUACUUCAAACAGAGGAAUAUCCGGACAAUCCGGACUUUGCGCAGAACCGUUACGGGGGGACUGUUAAACGGUUUUGUCGUCUGCACUUUCCCACGGGUAACGCGCAUCGAGGAGAAGCAUCAUGAGGGAUUUUCCUCGUCGCGGAAGCUAAGCGCGCGGCAAUUCCUCGAGCGAGCUUCUACUCGACAUUUCGCCUCUACUACGAAGGCGACUCGAUCGUGAGAUAUUGCCGUUUAUUGCGCCCCUCGAGGCGAUAUUCGAGGCGAUAGCGUGAAAAAUUCCAAGGACGACCCGGUCGAAUGAUCGUUUCAGAACUUUACGAGAUCGUUACGCGGCGCAGUUGCAGCCUUCUUCUUCUUCUUCUUCUUCUUCUCGUUGCCCCUCGGGCAAGCCGAAGAGCUCGAUGGAAUUUCAAAUGAGGAUGCGGUUGCGCGUACGAAAUCGUCGGGAUGAAUUUUCGUCAAGGCGCGCGUUCGCGUGAUCGCUGCAGGACCGCCGAUGGUUCUGCGUCGCGAGCGCAUUAAAACGCCGCAGAGAAGAGAAGAAAAGGGACAAGCACAAGGAGAAGAUUGGGCGACCGGGGGAGAAAGAGACGCGACGAGAGGACGGCCGCCCCGAAAUAAGAGCAAUCAAAAAAUACGCCGCGCGACCAACCACCGCGGUUGGUUUGCGGUUACCACUGAUGCGCAGCGACAGAGUGGAUCUCCUCCAGCGAGGGGGAAGGAGGAAGAGCGUAGACAGACGGAUUUAUAUUCAAAUGAAUCGCGAGGCCUCGAUUUAUCGACGCCCGAUCAAACUCCGUAGCGCGGGAGCAGGCCGGGAGAGGAUGGAGAGAGGAGGAGGAAAAUCAAGGGGUUAAGUUACGAGAGAGGAAGGAUGCGCCUAAGGAGCGUAGAUCCCUCCCUCGCUCGCUCUACGCUCGCUGUUACCACUCGGGGAGCUAUGAUCUCGUACACAGAGCCGAAGUCGAAGAUUAUAUAACGAACCUCUACCCGGAGAAUUCCGAGGCACAGCCGGUGAACCUUGACCGAGGCCGCGGGUGCGUGACUGCAAGGAUGCGCGCACGCAGGAGACGGUGUGCGAUAUCCCGGUGACGGCGACGACUACGAUCACGACGAGCACGCGAGCACGCGAGCACGCACGCACGGAGAAAUCGCACGUACGCGUACGCGUGAAAGACGAGAGACAGUCGCUGAUGUCGCGAUGAGACUGGGCCCGAUUAUCCUGUCGUGGGCCACAGCCUUGGCCAGCUGGUUGGGCACAUCAAACGGAAGCGUAGCGGCGGCAGCGACGGUGACGGCGCGGGAACCACGUGUUUGGGACUACGAGCUGUCGACGGAGUUCUUCCUGGUACCAUCCGAGAUCGGGCAUGGUCUGGCGAGCGUGGCGAGCGUCAUCAGCGUGCCCGCGCCUAACCGGACCGUCAGCGUGUUCAGGACGGCACCGGGAGUCAGGAAGAGCCAGGAAGCAGAGAUGCGACCAACCCCCAAAUCCUUGCUGAAGCAACGACCCUGGGCGCUGCCGCUCGCCGCGCUCAGCGCCGCGACGAUGCUCCUCAUGGCUGGCUUCGAGGUCUUCGUGCUGCUCAAGGCUAGAGCGACGGCGCCGAAUAGACGACACUUGUUCCUGGGCCAGGCGCUGCUCCUGGGACUCUUUCUCCUGGCUGGUCUCUCGGCCGCAGCUUCCCUCAGCCAAAAUCCGUUAUCCUGUGCGGCCUUUCGAUUGGUGGGUUUGCCCGCCGCCCUCGUGUUCGCUGCCUUGUUAGUCAAAUGCGUUUUCUUGCUGUCGUUGAACAGUGGCGUGUACUUACCGGCGCCUUAUCAGGCUUUUCUUGUCUCGGUUGUGCUGCUGCAGGCGCUGGUGCUGGUGUUCGCGGUAUUGGUGCAGGUGGCCAUUGUCGGGCAAUGGUUUUACGGCGAACCACCUGCGGUGAUCCAGGUGCAGCAGCAACAACAGCAGCAAGCGGGCGCGGCGGUCCUGAGUUCGCCGGCAUCAUCCACCACCUGCAAGACUCCGCUCGGACAGAUAGUGGCUUCCCUCGGGUAUCCCGGAGCGCUGCUGGUGGCGGUGGCUUGUCUAGCGGUCCGGGCACGCGGCAUCCGGGACAAUAAUCGGGAGGCGGCCUUCAUCGGUCUUGCGGUCGGCCUCUCACUGCCGAUUUGGAUCUCCAGCGGGAUCGGAUCGCUUGCGGCCACUAGCGAGAGCGAUCGGGAGGCCUGGCUGGCUUACGGUCUACUGGCCACGUCGCUCUUCGUCUUCCUCACGAUGUUUCUGCCGAAGGGACGCCAGCUGGCUGCCCUGGGUCGCGAAGGGCCCGCGGCUGUCAUUCGCGACCGCGACGACGCCCUCAGCUCCCUCCCCGGCAGCGGAUACUCGCCCUCUUUCUUCCAUUUCAAGCCCACGGAAGCGUCCUUGAAGAGGAAGUUACAUUACCACAGUGCCGAUCGAGUCGCACUGGUCUCGUCCGGGAUACCCGGAUGCAGCGCCUGCAGGCACGGAGGAAGUCCCAUAUACUCGGACGAUGUGCACGGCCCGAUGGAGACGUUCGUUUUGCCGCCCGGUAUGUACUUGAGGCCGGAGGACGCCGGUAAUCUCUACACGACCUUGUCGGCCAACCCCAACGUGUUCUUCCAGAGGGCAGCUCAUCCCGGGAUGAUGUACUGAAGAAGGCGAAUCAUCGCGCGAAUGUUAUCGUCGAUGAUAAUCGAAUUUGUCGCUCUCGCAUGUGUGUGUAUAAUGCGCGCAUCAAGAUCUUGACUCUAGAUUAAAUUACGGACGAGCGCGAUAAACAGUUAUUGUUCUCUCGUCACUGUAAAUAAUCGUCAUUGUCGGGUUUGAUGAGUGGCUUCGUUGGAAUCCCUAUAAACUCUUCUUUGUAACUUGGAUUUUAUUACUGUGAGGAUGCGUCGUACUUCGCAAAAAUGCGUAUGCGAUUUAUUGCGGAAUCACGUGAGUAAUCAAUAAGCAUAUGUGUGUGAAUCGUUGAUUACCAACACUCAAGUUGAAAGCUCGCGCGCGCGCGCGUGUGCGCGUGCCUCUAGAAUAACGCAAUAAAUGAUAUGAUACAUUUUUCUACACGAAA